GUCUGGACCCAAGGAGACAGGGUUCGAAGGAGAUUUCCUUUGCCCCAGGCUGGCCGAGGCUGCGAUGGAAUUACCUCCCGAGGAGUGGGCAAAGCAUGCCAAAAUCACAACUCAACGCUUCGACGUUGCGGUUAUUCCGGAGGAUCGCAAAAGCUUCGGGAAGCGGGCGUUAGUAAAUAUGUGGAGAGGUGGGCUACCUCUUGCAUUAACCCCGGAACACAGGACGAGACUCGAGCAGGAAGAGCAUUGCGCCAAGAUUGAGGGAUUUUGUCGUACGACGCUGGACGCGUGCCAGUUGACGGGAGAAUCUUUAGCGAAUGCAAUUUUUGCUGAGGCCAGAGGCCAUAUGGAUCUUGCUUACAAUAGCCCGACGAGGGCAGACAUUCGCCGAAUCGCGCGAACAACUCUCGAAUGGUUGCUGACAAACAUGGGGGAAAAUGCCGUCGGGGCUUUUCUCGACCAGGUAGAGGCCCUGCUUUCGGGCGAACGGCUGGCCGAGUAUUGGCGCGAAAAGGUCGCGAACGACAUGCCCGAUGAAAUUACUGACGCGGACGAGCUUCGCGACUAUUUGGAGGAGUUUGUUGACUUGGCGAAAUCCGAUGCGCAGGGUGCUUUUUCAACAGUCGCGCUAUUUUAUGGGCAGGCAGGUGCGUUAGGUUUUCCACGUGAUUACGGUGCCUUCCAAGAAGAUGUGGCUGAGGUCUGGGACUACCUCGAAGAAGAUAGUGCAGGUGCAUUGGAGUCCUUUGGAGUCGCUCGGGUGCUUCGAGAAAAGCUCCUCAACGAAGCCGCAGGGGAGCAAGGCCUGACGUGGGAAUUCUGCGCAGAAUAUCUGCGAGAGAUGGAUGAGGUGCGUGAGGACGAGGACUCUGAGGAAGAAGUUGAAGCCAACGAGCUUGGUAUUAUGGAAGCUGGGGAGCAAUAGGAGCAGUGCCGCGGGUGAAGAAAGCAAAGCGACGGCGAUGCCGAAG
This is a messenger RNA of Amoebophrya sp. A120, 971 nucleotides long. Lineage: Eukaryota; Dinophyceae; Syndiniales; Amoebophryaceae. The record is from the annotation of a GenBank genome assembly.